Messenger RNA from Dicentrarchus labrax (European seabass), 6069 nucleotides. Its product is annotated as lissencephaly-1 homolog. The transcript is spliced from 11 exons. The record is from RefSeq and is a predicted model, not a curated record. Gene Ontology annotation, molecular function: microtubule plus-end binding; dynein complex binding. Gene Ontology annotation, biological process: germ cell development; nuclear migration; retrograde axonal transport. Gene Ontology annotation, cellular component: microtubule associated complex; neuronal cell body; nuclear envelope. The coding region runs from base 782 to 2014 and encodes 410 amino acids. Lineage: Eukaryota; Metazoa; Chordata; Actinopteri; Moronidae.
CUCAGCUGAAGCUCUCGUCUCUACGACACUGGGCUUCAUGCGGGUUGCUGGCACAGUGUUAGAAAAUCAGGGUGGAGCACAUCGGAGGCGAGUGAGUUUGUAUUUAUUGCGUCUCUUCAGCACUCCCAAGUGUCCGCCUUGUUUUCUCCUUUUUGUUGUUGCAUGUUUUCUUGUAAUCAGUGGAUGUGUGAUUGGGUGAUUGGGUGUAAGGGAAUUUGUGGACCGAGGGCUUACACUGGGACGAAUGCAAAUCAUCGCUGGGCUCACCAGGGUUGUGCACUGAAUCCGACAGCCGUAAUUUUGAGCAACCUUGUCGUGGUAUCGGAUAUAAAGGCUCGGUUAAAGCCAGGAUCCUUGGCUGAUUUACGUCCCCCAGCCACGCCUGUAAGGACCGCGUUGCAGCCGAUCAAGUGGAAUUAUGGGAUAUUGGUUGAAAUUGUUUAUUUUUGACAACAGUGUUGAAAAAUAACAACCGACUCUGUGCUCUCCUCUCAGAUGCAGUGUAGACUUGGGUGGUGACUGGUCUGCAGGCUCUCCACUUCUCUUGUCCCUGGAGUCAGGCAGCUAGGGGGAGGCAGAUUCCUGCAUUCCCCUUCACUCAGUCUGAGUCUUUUUGUCUGGACAAAACCAACUGCCCGCCACUGGAGUACACAGCUCAUCCUCGCCCGUGUUGCUUGGAUCAGCACAGCUCAUCUCCUGACUGAGGAGAGCGAAGCAGCUGCACAAGAUUCACCUUCUACCAACUGAUCCCUCCCGGCCCCGCCCACACUGCCCCGUCACCAUGGUGCUGUCACAACGGCAACGAGAUGAACUAAAUCGAGCGAUAGCCGAUUAUCUACGUUCCAAUGGAUAUGAAGAGGCAUAUUCCACUUUCAAGAAGGAGGCGGAAUUAGAUAAUAAUGAAGAAUUGGAUAAGAAGUACGCCGGCCUUUUGGAAAAAAAAUGGACUUCAGUCAUCAGAUUACAAAAGAAGGUGAUGGAACUUGAAUCCAAACUGAAUGAAGCGAAGGAGGAGAUCACUCUGGGUGGGCCCGUAACUCAGAAGCGCGACCCCAAAGAGUGGAUCCCACGCCCACCAGAAAGGUACGCGCUGAGUGGCCACCGCAGUCCAGUCACCCGCGUCAUCUUCCACCCAGUCUUCAGUGUCAUGGUGUCUGCUUCUGAGGACGCAACAAUAAAGGUGUGGGACUAUGAGACAGGAGACUUUGAACGCACACUGAAGGGCCACACAGAUUCGGUGCAGGACAUCUCUUUUGACCAGACUGGCAAACUGCUAGCAUCCUGCUCUGCAGACAUGACUAUCAAGUUGUGGGAUUUCCAAGGCUUUGAGUGUAUCAGGACCAUGCAUGGACAUGACCACAAUGUUUCGUCUGUAGCCAUCAUGCCCAAUGGAGAUCACAUCGUUUCUGCCUCAAGGGACAAAACCAUGAAAAUGUGGGAGGUGGCAACUGGCUACUGUGUGAAGACCUUCACGGGCCACAGGGAGUGGGUCCGCAUGGUGCGGCCCAACCAGGACGGCACACUGCUUGCAAGCUGCUCCAACGACCAAACGGUGCGCGUGUGGGUCGUGGCCUCCAAAGAGUGCAAGGCUGAGCUGCGAGAGCACGAACAUGUGGUGGAGUGUAUCUCUUGGGCACCGGAGAGCGCCUACCCCACCAUCCAAGACGCCACAGGCUCUGAGUCCAAGAAGAGUGGUAAGCCAGGCCCCUUCCUGCUGUCUGGCUCCAGAGACAAAACCAUCAAGAUGUGGGAUGUUAGCAUUGGCAUGUGCCUUAUGACACUGGUUGGCCAUGACAACUGGGUGCGUGGCAUCCUUUUCCACCCUGGAGGCAAGUUUAUUGUGACCUGUGCAGAUGAUAAAACCUUAAGGAUCUGGGACUACAAGAACAAGCGCUGCAUGAAAACCCUGUGUGCCCACGAACACUUUGUUACCUCUCUGGAUUUCCACAAGGCUGCUCCCUACGUGGUCACUGGGAGCGUAGAUCAAACAGUAAAAGUGUGGGAGUGCCGCUGAUUUGGACCUUGGAGGAUUGGACCACCACCCCAAUUACCCAGGCGCUCCUCUGGAUCCCACCUUCCCCUCCUGCCAUCCCAACCUUUCCUUUCAUCCCACCUCCCCUCCCCUCCCCUCACGUAACCUAACCUAACCUAACCUAACCUAAACCUCACCCGCACAUCAUCAUCUCCUCCGGCUGCACUUACCACCAUGGUUAUUUACCCAUCGCUCUCUCUGGUCCAAUAACUAUUGUCCUUCUAUGUAAAUUAUUCCUGGAUGUAGAUCGAGCUAUUAAAUGUUACACAAAAAAGUAUUCUUGCAUGGUAAUCCAAAAUUGUAUACUGUAAAUUUACAUAACGUCUAGAAGUACCAUAGGUUUACCACGGGGCUGGCCGUCUGUCACGCAGCCUUACCGACCAACCGAAGGCAGAUGUUUUUGACUGGGUGUAAAAUGUAGGGCACUAAAAACCAAUAAUUUAAGAAAUGACAGUGUCUUUAUGUGUAAGAUUUAUUUUUGUCUAUUUUUUUAUUUAGGAUUUUUUUUUUUUCUUCUCUCUUUGUUAUUUCUCUCCUUCACUGUCGUAGUCUGUUGGUGCCUAGCUUGGUGAAACUUUCAAGAGAUAAGGCAGGAAAAAGCAUAUAUGAUGCGAUAAGAUACGAUUGUCUGUGGGGCUUUGUUAUUGAAAUAAUCUGUAGCUUUAUAACAUCACUUCUCAAGUGUGCAUACCAUUUCUCUUCAUGUGGAACUAGGUAAUAUUUUAAUGGCUGUAUAUACGAAUGUUUCAAACUGUUGUCCUUGGACCUUGGGGGCUUAAAAAGAGCUUUGUACUCUUGUCAUGGUGGCACGUGAACCACUGCUAGGCUUUAGAUAAAUUAUCCCAUUUAAUGAAUCUGCAGAGAAGAAUAAGAAGUUGAAAUGUUUAAAAGUGGCUGAACGUGAAUAAACCGCACUGAGUUCGUUCACAAGAAGCCCAAAAAGUAGAGAGCAAGAUUGUUUGGCUUUCACUGUCAGUGAGCGUCCUGGGUCACAGCAGCACCUGAGCAGAGUUCAGGGAUUACACCUGUUUAAUCUCUAGCACUUGAUAAAGACCUUGGGUGUGUCUCCCUUUAGUAGACGAUUUCCUGUGACCUUGCAUGUCAGACUUUAGUUGAACCGAGGCCUCUGUCCACUUAUAGUGCCCUGACCAGUCAGUCUUGGCAGGGUUUUGGUGUACCAUAGGAAUUGUGUGAAGUCGGGAGAUGCUCAGUUGUCCCAUGGUGCCUCUGAAGGCUUCACACACACGCAAGACGAGUGUGACAUAAACCCGCUAAAAAGAAAACAAUAGGCAUGAUGAGGAGUCAAAGUGAGCCCCCUGGGUUUGAUAUCUGGGAUGUGCAAAGAUCUCUAAUUUCUGAGGGGUGAAAUAUGUUCUGCUUAAUAAAAAUGGUUUUGAGUAAAAAAAAAUAAUAAAAAAAAUCAGUUUUCUGUGAAAAUAUGAAAUGUAAAUUUAGCUUGUUAAGAGAUUUGGCAAUUUUGUAUUAUCGCACUAAAGGAUGAACUGGAUGGGAAUUUAGGAUUAGUGAGGAAACGCUAGCAGCAGACAUGUGCUAAGUGAUCUGUUGAUGCUGUUCUGUCUGUAGAGGGGUCUGUAUGCGGAGGUCGCGUUGUUUUGUUUGUGAAGAGCUCCUCACUGUGAAGAGAGGCAGGGGCAGCUCCUGGAUCACAUUUGGAGGAGAAUGCUGAAGCCUGAGCAGCGAGGAUCUCUACAGACAAACCCCCCCCUCCCCCCCUCUUCCUCACGCAGACCUCCUCAUAUGUAUGCAAACGUCUUCUGAGUGGCUUUCCUCAAACUGUAAAAACAGGACAUGAUUUUUGGAAAGACUGGAAAAUAACUACACCAGUCCACGCUGUAGAAACAACCAUUCCACUCCCAUUGGAGGACAGAAUAAAAAUGAAACAUCUUGCUUCUAAGUGUAGCUGACAAGGUGGUUCAUUAAUCUUGCACAUCCCUGUUUUCACUAAAUCUUUGGUCCUUUUUACUGGUGAUCAAAGACAACAUUAACAUUUAAUGAUGUUGAUAAAUGCAUAAACCUAUAAUUUCUGAUUAGCCUUUUCAUUCCAAUACAGUUCUUCGGCUAAUAAAGAAUUCCACUGCUUAACUGAUCCUUCUUAUCUUCGCUUCUUUGCCACGUUUUCUUUCUUCCUCUUCCUGUGUGUACUGGAUGUGGUGAUCUGCUGCUCAAGCUCCUGCUAGUGUAGCUACUGUGAGCCUAAUGUGACCUGUUGAUGUAGCACUGCUGCAUGUAACCCUGCACCAGAGGCAGAGCUGUCGGAACAAUACUCUGUUAUAAGAUUAAAUACUGGAGCCUUCCUUAUCGAGAGGGCAAUUGGUUUGAAUAAUGGAGGCGAGAGAAGGAACUAUUUGCUUUCUAGCUGAGAGUUGGAUGGGAUUAUCGAUAGUAUUACUCUUAUAUUUGUGUUUAUAUGAAGCUACAGCCGCUUAGCUUAGCAUAAAGACUGGAAACGGUGGGAAACUGCUAGCCGGUCAGCUAGUCAUUGCGACGGUAACAAAGUCCGUCAAUCAACACCAAUAAAACUAAUAAUCGAUACUUUGUAUGUCGUUUGUUUAUUCCGUAAAAACAUAAGUAUAAGAUCGAUAUGCCGUUUUAAUAAGGGUUGUGUGCGGUAGUAACUUGUAUCCAGUGGUUGCCUGGCAACAGAAGCGCAAUUAUUUGUGAAGACACUUGGUUUUUAUGUAAAGUCUUCACGGUAAAAUGUUUAGAAAAUGAUUAAUAAAUAAAGAUUAUUCCCUGUUAAAUUAUAACAUUUACUAAAAAAAAAAAAAAAAACUUUUGUUAAAGAGAUGAUUGACUUAAUUUCGUCGUUUCCAUGGCAACUGUUUGCAUUCCAGCUAUGUGACAGAAGCAUUGACAUAAAAACAAUAUAUUAUUUUAUCAAUAAUUUUAUAUAUAUUUAACGUCUCAAUGCUAAGCUAACUGGCUGCUGGCCUCAGCUACACAAACUUGAGUGUUAUCAAUCUUCUCAUCUAACUUGUGUAAAGAAAGCAAACAAGCGCAUUUCCCAAAAUAUCAAGCCUAUUGCUUUUACAUUGCUGUGUCCUUUGUUGGUUGGCUGGUGCGUUCAGACAGCUCUGUUCAUUGGUUGUAGAAAGGCUGGUUUUGUGGUGUGUGUGAUGCUAUUUGAAGGAGGUUUACGUCCUCCUUCUUCUGUAAAUGCAUUGGGAUUGUGGCAGACUAGGAUGUCCCAAAGGAGAAAAACCCCUCUCUCUUUCAGGGAAUAUUACUCUUGUCUCCCUUUGGUGUGUGCCCCCUUUACAAAGGUCUUAUUUUUAUUUUUUAUUUUCUACAAGCUGUCUUCUCUAUCCUGACUUCUGAGGCAAAGACUUUGGGUGGAGAAUCAGCUAAUUUUGUAGUACAAUUUGGCAUGGCUAAUGAAGAUGCCAAUGUGUUAAAUGUUUUAGCUGAAGCCAAAAAAAUGGAGACAUUUGUCAGUACAAUCUGGCUCGAUAAACCAGCCUCCUUUUGUUGGUCCAACACUGUGUUGCCAACUGAAAAUGAUGCUAUAGUCUCUUCAGGAUCACGCUAUGACAUGCCAGACCAUAAAAUGUAAAUUAAAAAACAUCUUCCCUUCCUUGGUUUUACUCAAGGAAGGUCGAUUAAUCAAAGGUCAGGACGAUGUGUGUUCUGUUUCUUUUGUAAGAAUCGGUGGAAAAAGCUACAACGCAGUCGCUGGUGUUGUAUGCAAGUGUGUGCCCUGUCGAAGAAAAAAAUAAAAAUCCCCUUUUGCCAUUUGCAGGUCCCAAGCAAUCCCUGUGCUCCUCUGGUCUGGUGUGUGAAGGGACCGACAGACACGUUAUGACUGUCUGUGGGUCGUUUCCUCAGGCCUCAAGUCCACCUGUCCUCUGUAAACCUGCCCAUGAAACCACAUCAGAGGGCUUCAGACUGCACAACAAGCUCCUACAGGAGAGCUUGUGAUGUUUUCGCCACUAUGGUCUCACUCUUCACUCAGCAAACUGUUAACAAUAUACCUGGAUGUCAUUAUUGUUUGCGAUAUAAUAAAAGAAGAAAAUCUG